Molecule: messenger RNA, 3922 nt
Organism: Zootoca vivipara (common lizard)
Lineage: Eukaryota; Metazoa; Chordata; Lepidosauria; Squamata; Lacertidae
Gene: DNAJC3
Product: DnaJ heat shock protein family (Hsp40) member C3
Biological process (GO): protein folding in endoplasmic reticulum
Cellular component (GO): endoplasmic reticulum
Molecular function (GO): protein-folding chaperone binding; misfolded protein binding
Source: RefSeq, a predicted model, not a curated record
ACCCCGUGGAACCUGGCUCGGAAUGUUGAGAGUUCCCGAGUUCCGAAGUGAACUUCUCGGCGGGUCGGGCGGCGCACGUGGGGACGGAGCGGCUCUGCAGGCAUGGUGUCCCCCCGGGCUUACUCGAGCAGGCUGGGCUCGGCGCUGCCCUUGCUUCUGGUCCUGUGGGACCUGCACUACCAGGGAGCUGAAUGUGGGAUAAACGCAGAAGUCGAGAAACAACUUGAAAUGGGAAAGAAGUUGUUGGCAGCUGGGCAGCUGGCAGAUGCUUUGUCUCACUUCCAUGCUGCCAUAGAAGGGGACCGUGAUAACUACCUUGCCUAUUACAGAAGAGCCACAGUAUAUUUAGCCAUGGGCAAAUCUAAAGCUGCCAUUCGUGACUUAAGCAAGGUGGUUGAAUUAAAGCAGGAUUUCACAUCGGCAAGGCUGCAAAGAGGACACCUGCUACUGAAGCAGGGAAAGUUUGAUGAGGCAGAAGAGGACUUUAAGAGAGUGCUUCAGUCCAAUCCUAGUGAUAAGGAAGACACAGAAGCUCGCACCCAGCUGAUGAAGUCUGAUGAGAUGCAGCGCCUACAUUCCGAAGCGCAGUCAGCAUAUCUCACAGGGGAUUAUUACACCGUUAUCGGUCUCUUGGAUGAAAUUCUGAAUGUUUGUGUUUGGGCUGCAGAGAUGCGGGAGCUUCGAGCUGAAUGUUACAUCAAGGAAGGAGAGCCUGGGAAGGCCCUUAGUGAUUUAAAAGCUGCUGCCAAAUUGAAGAGCGAUAACACUGAAGCAUUUUAUAAGAUCAGCACUAUAUACUAUCAGCUGGGAGACCACGAAAUGUCUUUGAGUGAAGUGCGUGAAUGCCUGAAACUUGACCAAGACCAUAAGGAGUGCUUUUCUCAUUACAAGAAAGUAAAGAAACUCAAUAAGCAGAUUUUAUCGACAGAAGAACUCAUCCAAGACGGCAGGUACCAAGAUGCCAUUGAUAAAUAUCAGACUGUGAUGAAAACCGAGUCCGAAGUUCCUGUUUACACCACUCGAGCCAAAGAGAGAAUCUGCCACUGCUUCUCAAAGAGCCAACAGUCGGUCGACGCCAUCAAGCUCUGCACAGAAGUUUUGCAGCUGGAACCAGAUAAUGUAAAUGCUCUCAAAGACAGGGCUGAAGCGUAUUUGCUGGAAGAGCAAUACGAGGAAGCUAUUCAAGACUAUGAAACUGCUAAGGAGCACAGUGACAGUGACCAGCAAAUUUUGGAAGGCUUAGAGAAAGCCCAGCGGCUACUCAAGCAAUCUCAGAAGAGAGAUUACUACAAAAUUUUAGGAGUAAAAAGGAAUGCGAGAAAACAAGAAAUCGUCAAAGCAUACCGAAAGCUAGCAAUGCAGUGGCACCCAGAUAAUUUCCAGGACGAGGAAGAGAAGAAGAAAGCAGAGAAGAAGUUUAUUGAUAUUGCAGCUGCCAAAGAAGUCCUCACUGAUCCAGAGAUGCGGAGCAAGUUUGAUGCAGGGGAAGACCCGCUGGACGCAGAAAGCCAGCAAGGCGGAGGAAACCACUUCCACAGAGGCUGGAAUACGUGGCAAGGGUUUGACCCAUUCAGUUCCGGAGGACCUUUUAAAUUUAAAUUCCACUUCAAUUAGAAACAACCUCACCACCUUCCUUUUUUGUUUCUAGGACUCUCUUUAUUUUUAUUUCUAGACAAUUUCAAUUAGGAGUUUCGGUCUUUAAAUAAAUGCCAGCUUUUCAGUGAUAGGCUAAAGAGUAAGCAAGUCCACAAUGGAGAGGGAAACAACAGUUAUGUUAGUACUGCUUAUUUUUGUACUUUUUGGUGUUAGAUCUCUGAUCUCUAAAGAGGUGGAAGGCUGCAGAAGUCUUUGGACCCCUUAUUCUGAAGUGGGUAGAGACCUUCCACUCAAGUGUUAGAGAAGCAAUUGUUUCCCCAAAGCACUUUAAUUUUUCUUCUUUUUACUAAACUCUUCAUGACCUUUGGAACGCAAUGGGAUACUUUAUGCUUACUCAUCGCUACAGUGAGAAAAGCAAUCUAGUUUUCAUUUCUGUUAAGAGGAAAAGUUUGUUUUCUUGGGAGACAUUGGAGGAGCUUCUCCAUCACUUCUGCAUGCUGGUGGCACCUCUGAGGCACUCUGUAAACACGGCUCAGGUUAUGACAAAGCCUGCUGCUUCAAAGCAGGAUAUGGAUUGGCCUGAGUGUAGAUGGUAUAACUGUCCCCAUACUACUUUUUAGGAGGGUUUUAUGCAACAUGCAAGUCCUCUAAAAAGCCACUCUAGUGCUUAAGAUAAUUCCCCACAGAAGCAUCACUAGGACUCUUUACUUAUCCAAUAUAGGACUGCAGCUGGCUUGUGGGCUUUUUCUAACUUAUUUUUACAAGGGCAAUUUUCUCGUUUGGAUUAAAACCUCUUUUCUUUUUAUGGUUGCUUCAGAAAGAUACUUAAAUAGAAUGAUAUUCUUAAUUGGUGUUAAUUAAAUAGAUCCAUUUUGAGCUUUUCACUCAACAUAUGCUUGACAUUUGAGCAGAACGACUGAGACAUUGCCCCAAAUGUGCAGAACUAGUUCUGAUCUUUAAGAUUUUCUUUCUUAAAAGGGAAAGAGAUGUGUAGUGUAAGGAAACUGUCAAGAUGACAGUGUUGGGAUGAGGAUAUCAACAAUGUUUUACAAUUUGAUGAAAAUGUGACUCCUCCAAAUGGCAGUUUUUAGUGCUUCAUUGCCUUACCGAAUGCAUAUAACCAAGAAGCAUUUGGGGUACAAAGGUUAUAUAGGAAGAAAGCACUGUUUCACUCUGUUAAACCACUGAGCUACUUGAUGUCAUAGGAAACCAAAGCUGACUUCCAUUUUAGCUUUGCUGCAGGAACUGGGACACUUCUGAUAGCCUUAAAUUUAGCAUUACUCUGGUACUUGUGAAAUGCAUUCAAAACAGAAUUUAGAGUCCUUUCAUAAUGAGAUGAUGGACCUGCAAAAGUAGCUUUCAGAAAAAUCUAGCCGCUCUCCAGAAGGUAAUUUUUGAGCAUUAAGAAAUGACUUUAGUGCAUUUUGGGCUCAGAGCAGCUAGUUAAAUAUUUCACCACCUUCUCACUCCAGCUCUCGAGUCAAAAGUUCAAGAGUAACUCUGCUAAUGUAGCCUACAGUACUACUGUCAUUCAAUAAUCCACAAACCUCCUAAACAGUUCUUGUAAGGGAGAGCUAUGCGUGGAGUAAGUUCUGCAUAUAUUUUCUUUUGCUAGAUUUGCUGUUACCAAGCCAUGUCAAUUGUGGAGUACAAUUAUGUCCAGUUCGGGUCUACCGCAUUCUCCCUCGCACAUCCCAAAACAGCAGAGAAGUAUUGAAUGUUUGAAGUGCUCCUAUGGCUUCUUAAUUUAUAACGUCUUCUGGCAUAGGAUGGAUUUUUGGAAUUGUUUCUGUGAGCACAUAUAUCUGAACUGCACAUCAGACCUUGCUCUCGGUAAUCUUCCUAAGUAAUGUAACCAGUGCCAACCUAAUGCUUUUCCUGCAUCCAAUGGAAGUAUGUCAAAAGUGUGGCCAAAGGCAGCUGUUAUGCAUUCAUGCUGAAGAGUAAUUUAAAUAAUUCCUUUUUAGGCCUAUUGUUUGAAAUGGGGGAGGGUUCCUGAGAGGCCCUUGCUUCUAUUUGUGUGUAUUUCAGUUGUUUUGGGCUAUCCUUGGGUUUUUUGAGAGCUACUAGCAUUGCUCUUGGGUGAAGUGCAAUUAGGGCCUGCAAAUUAGAUUGAACAAGAGUACCCCAGUGCAGGAUUUAUAGUGAAAAAAGACCAGCCAGUAUCAGUUAAUAUAUAUACCAUUGCAGUGUGGGUGCACUUUGGAAAUGUCUUGGAAUAAAGCUCUAUUUUUUUAAAAAACAUUAUGAAAGCCAAGAAGGUAUUUUGAAGAUAAAGAUGCAAACUAUUCAAGACAAGAUUUUGAUUAAAGCUGUGUCUAAGUUA